Stylonychia lemnae is the source of this 1026-nucleotide messenger RNA. Lineage: Eukaryota; Ciliophora; Spirotrichea; Sporadotrichida; Oxytrichidae. The record is from the annotation of a GenBank genome assembly.
AUGAUUUUUCUGCUUUUAAUUCUGAAUAUUCACAAUAAUUUUGCCUCAAGAGUUCUAUCCACAAAAGGUAAAAAUUCAAAUUUAUAAACGAGAUCUGAAACUUUGUUUCAUAAUGAGUUUUCCUAUAAUAAGGAACUUAAAUCAUUGGAUUAAAUUUUCAAUGGAAUCAGCACUUCGAUAAUAUUAUAAAGAGGUCUUGCUUUGAAGAUUAAUACAUUAGAUCAAGAUAAUUCUACCUAGGAAGAGGAUUACCCAGAUGAAGAUGAAUAUGACUAUGAAUACGACUAAUUCUAUAGAGAUCAUUAUAUGAAUAAAGAUGAGCCAGAGGAUCUCUAUGUUAUGAGAGUAGUUGUUAUCUCAACAAGCAUGACUGUUUUAUUCUUUUUCUUGAUUUCAUUUUUCUUCUAAUGGAUUGACUAAUGUAUAACCUAUCAGUUUAGAGGGAAUUAUAGAAUCUUGAAAUGUAAAUUUACCUGUAAAAGGAUACGUUGUAAAAGAAGAAUACCUAAAUUUCAAAAGAAUAACUCUGAAUACAUCAAUGCUUUUGAAAGAGGAGUUAUCAGUGCACCUAUUAGAGAAAUAAUGGCCUAAGUGUCUUAGUUUAAUAACAACCUUUAUUAGCUUACACCUGUGGUUCCUUAUAACAAUGAUAUUGUUCCUGGCAUUGUAACUCCUAUUAAUCCUUAUCAAAUUGUUCAGGACCCCUUUGUAAAUUUUAGAUCUACCUCUUUUCAGCCCUAAAAUUACUAGCAUGUUUAUUAGGGACCAAUUUUAAUGGGCUAAAAUGGAUAAUUACCAAACUAAAUUUAAGAUUAAAAUCACUAGACUGUUAUCAUAAAUGAAAUCCCAACAUAAAAUCAAUAAAUAUCCCCACAAACCCAAAACUAACCUUAGCCACUGCCUGAAUUAAAUAUUAUGCCUGCUUAUUAAUUCGAUUAAGUUAACACUCUGAAUGGAAGAGAAGAGUUAGAGGAAAUAAGCUUGAUUGAACAAAAAAAUAACUGGGAAUAUAAUUAGUUAUAAUGA